This is a messenger RNA of Hymenoscyphus albidus, 5766 nucleotides long. The record is from the annotation of a GenBank genome assembly. NCBI's taxonomy places the organism in Eukaryota, Fungi, Ascomycota, Leotiomycetes, Helotiales, Helotiaceae.
AUGGCGGAUACACCGUCAGCACCUCAACCAACUUCGGAAGGUUCUUCGCGAAAUGUAGCAUCCCAGAACUCGCCUCAAAGCGGAUCAGCCUCGCAGAAUACACAAGAAGAAUCUUCAAGCGUACCAGUGCAAGAGAGCACAUCAUCAGUGCCCGAAGCCACAUGGACUUGGCGUCAACUGGAAGCCGAAGCCAGAGCGGCAGCGGCAGCAGCAGCGGGGGCGGAAGGAGUAGAGACCGCAGAAGAAGUACCGGCAGUACCGGCAGUAACAGAAGCAGCAACACUACCAGCUCCCCUAGGAGGAUCGCCUCCAGGAUCGCCUUCAGGAUCAUCCUCAGAGCCUCUGAACCUGCCAACCGAGCGCUGGGGAGUACUCAACGAAGCCGCCGCUCUCAAGGUUCAAAAAUGGCUCGUUUUCUUCUUCCUAUUAAUGUUCUUUCAAUGGGUGUACGGACGUCGACUGGUUGGAUGGGUAUACUAUGGCGUCGAGUGGUUCAAAGCCGUUCGAGGGAUCGAAUCGAUAACCGAGAAAUGCCAUUAUAUUCUGCAGGAACAGAAUAUGUGGGAGAGGACACGGCAUGAUGUUGAUUGGUACCGACGGGUGACUUGUGAGGGUGAUAGAGAUGGGAGGGUGAUGAGGGAUUGGCUUUGGUUUGUAAGUGUUUUGCUUCUGAUGUGGAAUGUAGAGUUGAAUGCUGAUUGUUUUGUGAAUAGGCUGAAGGUGGUGUCAUCGCUUGGACGGGUUGGUCCCUACUCAGUAACGGAGGGUGGCGCGACCCGGGAACACUUUUUGAAGUGUUCAAAGACCACUUUAUCUUCAAGGUCCCAGGGUUCCUUUGGCGUGUAUUCAAGGCAAUUACCAAAGCUAUCAUCAAGUCAGUUUUGAGCACGGCCAUGUUCCAGUUCAAGACAGUUGGGGCCUUCCUCUGGUUUUUCUGGCACAAAACUUCACCACAGGGCGACUUUUUCAACAUCUUUAGCCCGUUGUGGACUCUGCUGGUAUGGAUAGUCAUUACAUUCCAGAGUGGCGCGAAGGGUAUGCACCAAUACGUUAUUGCCAAGGAGAAACCUAAUGCGUUUUACCUGCUCUUCGGCUCUAUUAUGGCUCUCAAUGCUGCUGUCGACUUGAUCCGAGCUUUGGACAAGGACACUUGGGGAACCAUUUUUAGUCCUUCCUCGUGGACGUCGAAUGGAACCAUUGCAUUCUUUUUCAACAUAGCGUGGAGACGCUUAGGAAGCUUCAGAUGGAUAAGCAUACCGGGUUGGUUUCGUCCUGGAAGGGAUAUUUUCAUGGGAGUAAUAGGCUUAGUUCUCUACAACUCGUUCAUGUCUUUUUGGGUAAGUGGUUUUUUACCCUGUUGGAUACUACUUAGCUGAUUCCAUAUUCCAGAUGAUUGCAGCACGAGUCCAGGGUAGAAAACGCUUCAAGAACGUAACAACCGUUUCUUUUCUGAAGGACCUUUGGGGCUACUUGCUUUGGGGCCUCACGGAGGUUUAUAAACGUAUUCCUAGUAUGCCUCGUAUUCCUGGUCUCCCCGCCCCUCGGUUUCCUGACCUUCUCCACUCUAGGGUCCCAGAAUAUAUCUCGGGGUACCUACAACCAGUAAGUAGCUCUGGAUAUACAGUUUCUUGUAAGGCAACAUCAAAAGCUAACUUAUCCUCAUAGAUCGCCAACGCGACCUCGCUCUUUGUAAGGGACAGGUCCGGUUCCGCCUGGCAGGCCAUGAAAGGAGUUCAAUUUCAGUUCGGUAUCCCCAAUAUCUCUUUCGAUAAAGGGAUCAAAGGUUUUAUUUUGAGAUGGUUCUUCUUGGAGUGGUUCAUAGCUGGUGCCCCCAUCAUACUCCAUGCACUUCUCAUGCGAGCCAUGGACAGGUAUCAGAUGCCUCGAGGGUGGUCGUUCCUCACUCUUCCUCCACUACUCUAUCCAAUCAUACUCACCAAGUCUUUCAAUGCCACUCGGAACCCUGGAAUCGACGGUGGUACUCUCAUUAAACCUCAAGGCCUACCGUUCAAAAGGCUACUUCCUCGAAUUUUCAUGGCGACUUCUGUAUCUGCAUUGCUCAUCGUUUUUCCUUACUCUUCUUGGGCUAUACAGGCUUCAAGGAAUUCAGCAUCGAAGGUCCCCUUUUUUAGGGCACUAUUGUUGGAGACCAUCGAACUCUUUGCACGAAACCGAAAGCGGUCUGUCUUUUUUCCGUAUAUUCUUCUUACCAUUGUCUUGUUUAUUGCACACCAGUCGCGUUGUAAAAAUUGGUCAUUAGGGAUGUCAGAUGACGAUGAUGAACCCUGCCCGCCGCCAAAAAUUAGAGGAGAUGGAGGGGGUGAAGGGGGUGAAGGAGAUGGAGGUGGUGGAGGAGGUAGAGGAGAUGGAGAAGAUGGAGAAGAUGGAGGAGUUCGUAUCUAUGGUUAUAAUAGAAGAGAAGGCGGUCCUGAUGGAAGUGGUGAAGAUGGUUUCCCGCCAGGUCUCGUCGACCGUGGGAUUUUCAUGAGUGCUGAAGCGGAUGGUAUUUUAGUGCCUGAUUCAGACAUGCCCCGCCUACCGGAUGCGCUUGGUCGGGCGAUUCGAGAUCAGAGAUAUAUAAACCUUGGAUACAUUCCAUUCAUAGAUUUUAACCCAGUGACACCGGAGGAUACACGACUACCAUCAGGUGUGCUAUUGAAUCGGCCAAGGUUUUUCCCAAGGGAAUAUUGACGAUCGCUACCCAGCAAUCGCCAAUGCUAUUCGUCAAAGAUAUCCAGGAAGAUAUUAUAGAAAUGAGAAUGACAUAAGCGUGGCGGAAGAGCAAGAACGAAGAUGGAUAGAACUUGGAUAUAUUCCCUAUAUAGAUUUCGACCCAGUUCUCGCUGAGGGUACGUUGCUACGCGGCGCCGGCGAAGAGACCGAAUAUUUGGGGCGGCCACCACCUAAUCACGACCCGGGACCAAUGGUGGAUCGUUCCCAGCGAAUCUACGAAAAUCUCCUUCGAUUAAACAAUCGAGAUUAUGAGUGGAAUCGAGCUCUUGACUUGCAACCACCGCCUGGAUUUCCAAUUCAACCAUCUACUUCUGCGGCCCUUGCAGAUCAAGAUCUCAUCAACACUGGACUCUUUCCAUACCGAGAUUUCGAACCAUCAUCAGCUGAGGGUACACUACUACCAUCAGGCAUUGUGUUGAAUCGGCAAAACGUUGCGACAUCCCCAUAUAUAGAAGACCGAACGCCUUCUUCCACUCAACCCCGUUCUCCCACUCGAGUUGAGAGAGAUCAAACAUAUAUAAACAAUGGAUUCCGUCCGUAUAUAGAUUUCGUGCCAGAGUUGCCCGAGGGUACACGACUACCAUCAGGUUAUGUGUUGACUCGGCCAGAUGGUGCGCCAGGCGACGACCCUCGGCCGAAUCUCAAUGCGGGAGCCGAAGCUCCAGCACCUGCAGUUGACGAUGAAAGCGAGUCAGCAGGAGUAGGAUUAGACAGGAUAACCGUAAUUAGAGAAGCUCGAGGAGAAAGUCCAAGAAGUGGGAGUGGAGAUUCAGAUGAAGGUUCAGAGGGAAGCGUGAUGAUAUUUACCUAGCAGUUAUCGUUGUCACCUGCCAUGAUAUUAUUGACCGCAAUUUUACCACAAAGUACCUUGAUUUCCUGCGCAACCGACCGGGGUUUCAGCCAACCAGGCACGUAUAUCGCGGGGGCAGGGGCAACGAUAUUCUGGCAAAUGUUUAACGUACCUUUACUUCUUGUAGCUGCAACUUUUCUUUCUUUCUAUUAUUGGGGACUGAAUAUAUCUUUGGUGUGGACGAAUAGAGGAUUGUUUUGGAGGAGUCUCAUAGGGUUUCUGGAGUUUUGGGUCGCUGCAUUUCGUCGUUUUCGUUAUAAUAUGGGAAGGGUUGUUUACAUCUCGAAGAUUGUGCUUGUGAUGUGUCCUUGGGGAAAAGAGAGCGAGAGCUGAGAAGAGCGAACCGUCAGUUGAGAAGUCGGGUGCGUCAUUUAGAACAACAUAUUAAGCAACUUGGGGAAACAGAGCAGGAAGCUAUGCAAUGCAACAUCGAAGGUGCUUCUCUAGGCUCGGAGCAAAAUCAACGUAGCGGAGAAGCAUCAGAACGAAUUGGUGGGGAUCCACAUCUCAAGGAGGAGCGAGCACAAUCUAGAGAACCAUCAGCUUUCUCAAACAUCCUACAGACAUGGUUGGGGAGAUUUGGUAUGGUGGACAGUGGCUGGACUGAUCAGAAAAUAAGAACCAUCAUGGAAUCACACACGGAUGAGGUCAAAAUAGCUCUGAACCGCUUUCAUCAAGACGAAAUUGCCGAACUACAGCAACAGUUUAGUGAUCAAUUGACUAGGGAACGUGAGAAUGCCGCUAGAAAACUUAAAGCAGCAGAGGAAAGAUAUCAAGAACUCCAAGUACAGAAUCUAACUCCGGAGGCAGUCGGAGAACAGGACAAGCAGAAUAACGAGUGUGGAGCAGUAAAUAAAGAACAAGAAAAUGAGGAUACCACUGGGGAGUACGAGGAGCUCAGAGAAGAUUACGAAAUCGAAGAUGACGAAGAGCCCCUCGAAGAGCCCCUCAAAGAACAACGAGAAUUAGCUUACUUAAGAAAUUGUCUCGGCCGCAUUUCAAUGACUGUGCUCGCAAUUGCUCGUAAUCAAGGUAUCAACAUCCCAGAAGGGUCAAUACCUAACUGCGAAGACAUAAUACACAUGCUCGAAGUCUACAAUGACGUUCGGAAAGAGUUUCUGGCUUUGUACCGCAGUGUAGUAGACUCACUGCAACUACUCGGACAAGAGCCUCCACAAGAGUUGCCAGUAGCAGAACUGAUAUCCUCUUAUGUUAUUGAAUGGGUGGACUUGAUCAGGAUUGCCGAAGAGCAAGCGCAAAACGAAGGUGUUGGACAGGGCAGAAGCAAGUUGAUCGAUGAGCUUCAGGGGAGAAUCCGUGCUUUGGAAAGAACAAUUACCAAUCUCCAGGCGGAAAGAAAAGCUCCUUUAGCCCGGCAAUCGACGACUGAACCAACCGCUCGAGCAUGGACAACCUCCUCAACUGCUCGAAGGUUUCAGUUAUACAAUGAAAGGCGAACACAGAUCAGCGAGUAUACAGAGACUUUGCAGCAAAAGGAUUAGGCUUACCAGCCCCCGUCGCUAGAGCUUAAUGAUUGGUAUUUCCAGCACGAAAACCCUAGAGAUUUCAGCAACGACCAGGAUUUUGUUGAAUGUUUCACAAUUGGAGAGAUAGCACGCCUCCACAAUCAUUUAGAACGGUUGCACCAACAGAUUCAAACAGGCACUGAGAUAGAAAGGUAUCUCUCCACGAAGUGGGCUGCAGUCAACACCAAAGUUAUCAUCGAACUCAAGGACGAGCUGGAAAAGAGGAACAGACCUGCGACUUCACAGCCAAUACAACCGCCGCCAGCGCAGCAGCAGCCUAUCACACCAACGUUCCAGCAUCCAAGCCAGAGUCCAAGGUCCACUUCACAUCCAUCCCAGUCGUUCUCGAAUGAACAUACUUCAACUACCCUCCGCAUUUCCUCGCAACCAUCUGCAACACCUUUUGCACAAAUUGAUCCGUCUUCGAGUCCCCAGACUUUCAAUGACCAGUUCAGUAGAAAAUAUGGACCAUUUCAGCCUGAGAGACAAGAAACCUUCCAGAAGACCGAAACACAGGGAAGGGUGACGGAAGAAAAUCCAGCUCAACAAAACACAACUCAAGAAGCAGUAGCUAGAGGGAACCAAAAUGAUGACCUCACCUCAGAGCCCGUACUGGUUCCUUCAAACCCUGCCUCUGGUGAUGAGGAAGAGCUAUAG